Belonocnema kinseyi is the source of this 2689-nucleotide messenger RNA. RefSeq names its product ATP-binding cassette sub-family F member 1. The transcript is spliced from 5 exons. Lineage: Eukaryota; Metazoa; Arthropoda; Insecta; Hymenoptera; Cynipidae. The record is from RefSeq and is a predicted model, not a curated record. Gene Ontology annotation, molecular function: ATP binding; ATP hydrolysis activity. Bases 274 to 2178 code for a protein of 634 amino acids.
GUCAUUCGUGAUCCGAAUCUGUCAUCGCGAAAAGCGUGACAUACAUGGGGUAAAUAAGCCCCACGCACCUCUCUAAUUAAUAUUCAUUCCUCUUCAAAAAAUAGUUCAAAGUGUUACUACAUUUUUUUUAAAUUUCUUUUUAAAAAAGUAAGAUAGCCUUAAAUUUCGCAUCGACUUUAUACUCCAUGAGAUUUUUAUAGAGGUUAGGUGGCGCCACGUGUUUAGCACAUUGCUGCAGAAAAUUUUCUCGAAGAAGCUUUCCAGGUUUCCAGAAUGUCCACCAAGGCUAAGGAAUUCGAUGUCACGGAAAAAAUAUCCGAAAUGAGUAUCGAGGAGCCAGUGAAAAAAUUGACACACAAGGAAAAGAAAAAAUUGAAAAAGCAACAGGAAUACGAAAAGGCUCUGGAGUUGAUGACUAAAACCGGUGGACAGGGUCACAGUGAACUAGAAUCUAAUUUCACAGUUUCUCAAAGUACUGCUCAAGUACGAGGAGGUCAACAAUUAGAUAAUGCUGUUGAUAUCAAAGUUGAAAAUUUUAGCAUUGCUGCGAAGGGAAAGGAACUUUUUACCAAUGCGAGUUUACUCAUUGCCCAGGGCAGACGAUAUGGUUUGGUUGGACCUAAUGGACAUGGUAAAACAACUCUACUGCGACACAUUCAGAAACGAGCUUUUGCGAUUCCACCAAAUAUAGACAUUCUCUAUUGUGAGCAGGAAGUCGUAGCUGAUGAUACACCAGCAGUAGAAAAUGUGCUAAAUGCAGACGAAAAAUGCAAGGCGCUGCAGGCAGAAUGCAAAAAGCUUGAGGCAAAAGCAGAGGAGGGAGACGAUACUGUCCAAGAUAGACUCCAAGAGGUUUACGAAGAAUUAAAAGCAAUUGGAGCAGACUCCGCAGAACCCCGCGCUCGGCGAAUCUUAGCUGGUCUUGGUUUCAGUCGUGAAAUGCAGAAUCGAGCAACAAAAAAUUUUUCUGGUGGUUGGCGAAUGCGCGUGUCUCUCGCAAGAGCCCUUUUUGUCGAACCGACUCUUCUUUUGCUGGACGAACCGACAAACCAUUUGGAUUUAAACGCCGUUAUUUGGUUGGAUAAUUACCUACAGGCGUGGAAAAAGACUCUCUUGAUUGUUUCUCACGACCAGAGUUUCUUGGAUAACGUCUGCACGGAUAUCAUUCAUUUGGAUAUGCAUAAGUUGUUUUACUACAGGGGAAAUUACAGUAGUUUCAAAAGUAUGUAUGAGCAGAAGAGAAAGGAACAGGUAAAGGCUUAUGAGAAGCAGGAAAAGAGACUGAAGGAGCUCAAGGCUGCAGGAAAGAGUUCUAAACAGGCAGAAAAGAAAACUAAGGAGGUUCUCACGAGGAAACAGGAAAAGAAUAAAACGAAAAUGCAGAAACAGGAAGAAGAUACUGGACCUCAGGAAUUGUUGCAGAAACCGAGAGAGUAUAUUGUUAAAUUCAGCUUUCCUGAUCCACCGCCUCUUCAGCCGCCAAUUCUUGGUCUUCAUGAUGUUACAUUUGCUUACGAAGGGCAGAAACCUCUUCUUAUCGAUACCGAUUUUGGAAUUGACUUAAGCUCACGAGUAGCCAUAGUUGGACCCAACGGAGUUGGCAAAUCCACAUUUUUGAAGCUUUUAUUCGGUGACAUAACGCCCCUGAAAGGAGAACUAAUAAAGAAUCACCGUUUGAGGAUAGGUAGAUUCGAUCAGCAUUCUGGAGAGCAUCUCACUGCAGAAGAAACUCCCUCCGAGUAUCUGAUGCGACUUUUCAACUUGCCUUACGAAAAGGCGAGAAAACAGCUGGGAACUUUCGGUCUCAGUUCCCACGCUCACACAAUUCAAAUGAAAGAUCUCUCUGGAGGACAGAAAGCAAGAGUAGCUUUGGCAGAACUCUGUCUAAACGCACCCGACGUUGUUAUUCUCGACGAGCCCACGAACAACUUGGAUAUCGAAUCCAUCGACGCUUUGGCCGAAGCAAUCAACGAAUAUAAAGGUGGCGUGAUUAUUGUUACUCACGACGAGAGACUUAUCCGUGAAACCGAGUGUAAUCUUUAUGUAAUCGAGAACCAACAAAUCAGCGAAGUCGACGGAGACUUUGAUGAUUAUAGGAAAGAAUUGCUGGAAAGUUUGGGUGAAAUUAUUAAUAAUCCUAGUAUAGCUGCCAAUGCUGCUGUACUUCAAGAUGAUUGAUUAAUUGUUUGGGAAGAAUGACAAAUGAAAUACUAUUUGUCCGUAAUUUUGUAAUUUGUAUCAUAGCCGGCCUUUCUGAGAAUGGAAAGGGUUUCUGACUUGAAAUGAGAGUCAGUUAUUUAAUAUAAAAUCGGAUAUGGCUUGAUUUAUAUUACUCCUUAGUUUGAAUUCAAAUAAUGUUUUUUGAAAAGUGAACAUUUUUCGCAAUUAAGGCGUUCUUUUGGAUUUGGAAAGAAAAAUUAUUUUUCGCUCUUUUCAAUGUUAUAUGUUGAUUCUUUAAGAAUGGGUUUUUAAAAAAUUAAGUGGAUAUAUUUCCGCGCCUUCACUACUUGUAAAUAUGUGUGUGCGAAUAAUAUUGUACAGAGCGAAUAGUUUCAUUAGUUUCAUGUUUUGAUUUUCUUUCUUGAACUGGAAAUUUGUAAGUAAUUUUUAGUUUAAAUCGUGUUCAAGUUCUAUUAGGAAAUUUUGUAAACGAUAGCAUUUUAUGGAUUAAUAGAUAUCAAUUUUUGCC